AGUGCAUCAUCACCUCUCUCUUGCCCUUUCUCUUCUUUUUCUCUCUGGAGUAGUGUUCUCCCUCUCUCUCUCUUUCUCUCUCUCUCUCUCUCUCGCGAUCAUGAGUUUCCAAGAUCUCGAAGCCAACUCCAAACCCUCCACCGAUCGCCGCUCAAAACAUGCCGGAAAUGCCUCCGUCGCCGCCGGAAUCUUCCAGAUCACCACCGCCGUCAACGGAUUCCGCCGCCUCGUCGAUUCCAUUGGCACCUCCAAAGACACUCCCGAUCUCCGCCAGAAACUUCAUAAUACAAGACAAGGGAUCGGGCAGCUGGUGAAAGAGACAUCAGCUCAGCUCAGAGCAUUGAGCGAAUCCGAUCGAAAUUCCGAUGUCAAUCCAAGUAAGAAAAUAGAAGAUGCUAAGCUUGCAAGGGAUUUUCAAGCCAUCUUGCAAGAUUAUAAAAAAGUGCAACAACUUGCUGUUGAACGAGAGUCGGCUUACGCACCUUCUGUUUCUCCAUCUUCCUUGCCGAUAAGCUCUGGUGCUGAUGAGCAGGUAAGUUUGGAUGCAGAUCCAGAGAGUCAAGGUCUCCUCAGGGAACAGAGGAGUCAACGCAGGCAAGAGAUACUAUGGUUAGGAAAUGAGGUUGCAUUCAAUGAAGCCAUUAUAGAGGAAAGAGAGCAAGGGAUCAAAGACAUACAAGAUCAGAUCGGAGAAGCGAAUGAAAUAUUCAGGGACCUAGCUGUUUUGGUUCAUGAGCAGGGUGUUGUGAUAGAUGAUAUUGAUUCAAAUAUCGAGGGCUCAUAUGUGACAACAAUCCAAGCUAAAAGCCAACUCGCCAAGGCCUCCAAAAGUGUCAAGUCUAGUUCAUCAUGGUGUUGGUGGGUGCUGAUUAUUUUCGUUUUGGUGUUAGUCAUUGUGCUCGUUGUCCUCAUCAUAUAGAGCUGCUGUUACUCCCCAAUGAGUGCUGAUGUUUUGUUGUGAUUUAUGGUUGUUGGUUUGUGUGAAAGCUGCAAAAUUUUGGUUUGUAUAGCUCUAACUUAUUUCAUAUUAUAUCAGUUAUUCAAGUGAUGCAUCCAUUCAUGGAGGAUUUUCCCUGGUUUGCUAGUGUUCUUUUGUCAUUGAUUUUGCAUGGAAGGCAGGGUGUGGUUUGUAGUGUGUUCUUAACUGAUAUCAGUUCUGCUGAUGUAUGGUCCUUGUUAUUUUUCCAUUUAUUUUGUAUCAGAAAAAGAUGUAUUGAUCAACUAAUAUGGGAAUUAGUGUGUGAUAUACUUCUUUUUGUUCAUGGAGGUUCA
This is a messenger RNA of Magnolia sinica, 1272 nucleotides long. Its product is annotated as syntaxin-22-like. Gene Ontology annotation, cellular component: membrane; endomembrane system; SNARE complex. The record is from RefSeq and is a predicted model, not a curated record. The coding region runs from base 101 to 919 and encodes 272 amino acids. Gene Ontology annotation, biological process: vesicle-mediated transport; intracellular protein transport; vesicle fusion. Lineage: Eukaryota; Viridiplantae; Streptophyta; Magnoliopsida; Magnoliales; Magnoliaceae. The transcript has 7 exons. Gene Ontology annotation, molecular function: SNAP receptor activity; SNARE binding.